AUGGCGUCUCCAGUCACCACGAACGGUAAAGAGCCAUUGGUUAGGAAGCAGAAAAAGAGUUUGUCCCUUCCUCAUGAUGUGUUAGUAAGCUGCUUAGCCCAUGUCUCGAGAUUGCACUAUUCGAUUCUCUCCUUAGUUUUGAAGAACUUCCGAUCACUCAUUGCUUCUCCGGAGCUUUACAAGACUCGCUCACUCUUAGGUCGUAUAGAGAGUUGUCUUUAUGUCUGCUUACGUUUCCCCAAUGAAUCUCAUCCACGUUGGUUCACUCUCUACAUGAAACCUAAUCAAAUCGUAGCCAAUAACAAGUCAAAUUGUAAUCUUUUGGUCCCAACUCCAACUAUAAGUUCUUCUCCUGCGCACUGGUUAUGUCUCAUAGCGGUUGGUUCUAGGAUUUAUUAA
This is a messenger RNA of Arabidopsis thaliana (thale cress), 399 nucleotides long. RefSeq names its product Galactose oxidase/kelch repeat superfamily protein. Bases 1 to 399 code for a protein of 132 amino acids. The transcript has a single exon. The record is from RefSeq and is marked reviewed. Lineage: Eukaryota; Viridiplantae; Streptophyta; Magnoliopsida; Brassicales; Brassicaceae.